Molecule: messenger RNA, 1946 nt
Organism: Choloepus didactylus (southern two-toed sloth)
Lineage: Eukaryota; Metazoa; Chordata; Mammalia; Pilosa; Megalonychidae
Gene: GSS
Product: glutathione synthetase
Exons: 13
Coding region: 80-1504 (474 amino acids)
Biological process (GO): glutathione biosynthetic process
Cellular component (GO): cytosol
Molecular function (GO): glutathione synthase activity; glutathione binding; ATP binding
Source: RefSeq, a predicted model, not a curated record
UCGAGGCCACGCCCUUGAGUCUCGAGUAACGGCGCGAGGGGCCUGAGAGCUGUACCCCGCGGGACACUAACAAGCUGUGAUGGCCACCAACUGGGAGAGCCUCUUGCAGGAUGAGCAGCAGCUGGAGGAGCUGACCCGGCAGGCGGUGGACCGGGCCCUGGCUGAAGGAGUGCUGCUGAGGACCUCACAGGAGCCCAGCUCCUCAGAUGUGGUGAGCUAUGCCCCAUUCACACUCUUCCCCUCACUGGUUCCCAGUGCCCUGCUGGAGCAGGCCUAUGCUGUGCAGAUGGACUUCAACCUCCUGGUGGAUGCUGUCAGCCAGAAUGCUGCUUUCCUGGAGCAGACUCUCUCCAGCACUAUCAAAAGAGAUGACUUUACUGCUCGUCUGUUUGACAUCCACAAGCAAGUCCUGAAAGAGGGUGUUGCCCAGACUGUGUUCCUGGGCCUGAACCGCUCAGACUACAUGUUCCAGCAUGGCACAGAUGGCUCUCCAGCCCUGAAACAGAUUGAAAUCAACACCAUCUCUGCCAGCUUUGGGGGCCUGGCCUCCCGGACCCCAGCUGUGCACCGACAUGUUCUCAAUGUCCUGAAUAAGACCAAAGAAGCUGCCAAGAUCCUACCCAAUAAUCCCAGCAAGGGACUGGCCCUGGGGAUUGCCAAAGCCUGGGAACUCUACGGCUCAGCCAAUGCUUUGGUGCUACUGAUUGCUCAAGAAAAGGAAAGGAAUGUGUUUGACCAGCGUGCCAUAGAGAAUGAGCUCCUGGACAGGAACAUCCAUGUCAUCCGGCGAAGUUUUGAAGAUGUCUCUGAAAAGGGGUCUUUGGACCCAGACCAAAGGCUGUUUAUGGAUGGUCAGGAAGUCGCUGUGGUUUAUUUCCGCGAUGGCUACAUGCCAAGCCAAUACAGUCAAAAGAACUGGGAAGCACGCUUGCUGCUGGAGAGGUCCUGUGCUGUCAAGUGCCCGGACAUUGCCACCCAGCUGGCUGGGACCAAGAAGGUGCAGCAGGAGCUGAGCAGGGUGGGCAUGCUCGAGGUUUUGCUACCAGGCCAGCCCAAGGCUGUAGCCCGCCUCCGUGCCACUUUUGCUGGACUCUACUCACUGGACAUGGGUGAAGAAGGGGACCAGGCCAUCACUGAGGCCCUUGCUGCCCCUAGCCGGUUUGUGCUAAAGCCCCAGAGAGAGGGUGGAGGUAACAACCUGUAUGGGGAGGAGAUGGUACAGGCCUUGGAGAGGCUGAAGGACAGUGAGGAGAGAGCCUCCUACAUCCUCAUGGAGAAGAUUGAACCUGAGCCUUUUGGGAAUUGCUUGCUAAGGCCUGGCAGCCCUGCCCAAGUGGUCCAGUGCAUCUCAGAACUGGGCAUCUUUGGGGUCUACGUUAGGCAGGGAAAGACACUGGUGAUGAACAAGCACGUGGGACAUCUGCUUCGAACCAAAGCCAUUGAGCAUGCAGAUGGUGGUGUGGCAGCAGGAGUGGCAGUCCUAGACAACCCAUACCCUGCAUGAGGGCACAGCCAGACCAGCCCAGACUUCUCUCAAGAGACCUUCCAUCUGUCUCCUGUUCUCAUCACUCCUCUCUUAGCCCUCUUGAGAGGCUGCCUUCUCUGCACUGUGAGAAGGCUGGUCUCUUCCAGAGACCUCCAGAAUCUUUGCAGAAGGGUGAACGCUGAGUACCUUCCCCCAGCUAUCCAUCUGAGGCCCAGAAAAGCUAUGUUUCCCUUAGAUGAGCUCUAGAAGUCCCCAAAUCCCUGAGGUGUGGGUACAGCUGAAGGGAAGCUACUCUGAUGUAAGGAUCCAUAAAUCCUGCCACCCUCCUGUCAGUCCUCUGUCAGCCUUUUAGGCAAGUCCCCGUGCCUGACUGGGAUAGGGCUGAGGGGUAGGAGGAAGGUGUGUUAAGGGAUAUAGUCUUUCCUCAACUCUGCCUUAAAUAAAAGCACAUUGCUGGUUC